Dioscorea cayenensis subsp. rotundata (Guinea yam) is the source of this 2792-nucleotide messenger RNA. RefSeq lists its product as uncharacterized. The record is from RefSeq and is a predicted model, not a curated record. NCBI's taxonomy places the organism in Eukaryota, Viridiplantae, Streptophyta, Magnoliopsida, Dioscoreales, Dioscoreaceae. The transcript has 16 exons. Bases 120 to 2540 code for a protein of 806 amino acids.
CUCUCUCUCUCUCUCUCUCUCGUCGUCCAUGGCGAAAGGUCUCUUCUAAACCCUAGCGUCGCUGAGAUUUCGAUAGAUCGAGGAAGCUCGAAGAGUUAGAGAUCAAGGAAUAGAGAGCUAUGGCUUCUCUAAUUCGAUCCUUGGUCUUCUGUUUCUCUUGUUAUCUCUUUGUUUUUGCUGCUUCAUCGGCUCCUCAAGCUUUCCGGCGAGAUCCUGGACACCCGCAGUGGCAUCAUGGUGCGUUCAACGAUGUGGAGGAUAGCGUACGCGCUGAUGUCCGCCGUAUGCUUCAUACGCGUGCUGAGGUUCCAUUUCAAGUGCCACUCGAGGUUAAUGUUGUCCUUAUUGGAUUUAAUGGUGAUGGGGGGUACAGAUACACUUUGGAUCCACAGAAACUUGAAAGUUUCCUGAAAAGCAGCUUCCCGACACACCGACCAUCUUGCCUUCAGACUGGGGAGCCAAUUGACAUUGAGCAUCAUAUUGUGUAUAAUGCAAUACUUGCAGGUCAGCCAGAAUUAAUAGCUCUUGAGCAGGCCUUAAAGGAUGCUAUGGUCCCUGCUGGGAAUGCUAGAGAGAGUGAUUAUGGAAGGGAGGUCCCUCUUUUUGAGGUAGAUGCAAUGUUAGUAGAGCCAACUUUCGAAAAUCUUUACUCUUUCAUGUUUGAUUUGGAUGGUGGUGGCUUUUCUGCUCCUGAAGUUGACCGACGUCUUCCAGCUGCAAUAUUUCUUGUGAACUUUGACAAGGUUAGAAUGGAUCCUAGGAACAAAGAAAUCGAUCUUGGAAGUUUAAUGUAUGGAAAAAUUGAUGGACUAACAGAUGAACAAUUAAAAACACAAGAGGGAGGUUACAUCUAUCGUUAUCGUUACGAUGGAGGAGGAGCAUCUCAGGUUUGGUUGGGAUCUGGGAGAUUUCUUGUGAUCGAUAUCUCAGCAGGUCCUUGUACUUAUGGGAAAAUAGAAACUGAAGAAGGAAGUGUGAGUUACAGAACUAUACCACGGUUAUCAAAUUUAAUUUUUCCAAGUGGCUCAAAUGCUGCUAGAGUAAGUUCAACACAAGAUCUUUUAAUGGGACAAGUUGGAGCUCUCAUUGCUACAACCAUUGAGCAUGUCAUUGCUCCUGAUAUUCGGUUUGAAACUGUGGAUUUGACAACAAGGUUGCUUAUACCUAUAAUUGUAUUGCAAAACCACAACAGAUAUAAUAUUCUCCAAGCUGGCCAUAACAAGAGCAUUGAUAUUCAAGCAAUUGAGAGAGAGGUGAAGAAGAUGGUCCGUUCUGCUCAGGAGGUUAUAAUUGUUGGAGGUUCACAUGCACUUCAUCGCCAUGAGAAGUUAGCCAUUGCUGUUUUUAAAGCAAUGCGAGGUCACUCUCUUCAUGAAACAAAGUCAGAUGGGCGAUUUCAUGUUCAUACAAGAACAUAUUUGGAUGGAGCAGUUCUUAAAGAAGAAAUGGAACGGUCUGCUGAUGUGCUUGCUGCUGGUUUACUUGAGGUUUCAGAUCCUUCUCUAUUAAGUAAAUUUUACAUCCGCCAGACAUGGAUGGAUGAGUCUUCUGAUUCACAGGACUCUAUUAUCAAGCAUAAACCUCUCUGGGCAAGUUAUGGUUAUGGCAAGGAUAAGAAAAAGGGUGAAAAGAAGAAAAGGGGAAAUUUGUACCGAACAUAUGGAACUAGAGUUGUGCCAGUCUUUGUUCUUUCAUUGGCUGAUGUUGAUCCCGACCUUUUGAUGGAAGAUGAAAAUCUUGUUUGGACCAGCAAGGAUGUUGUCAUUGUCCUUCAGCAUGAUAAUGAAAAGAUACCUUUAAGCUUCGUCUCAGAAACCAAAAAACAACAUGCUUUUCCAUUCCUUGCACAACGGCACAUUUUAGCAGGCCUAGCUUCUGCUGUGGGAAGUCUUACUGCCCCUUAUGAAAAAGCAUCACGUAUACAUGAAAGGCCAGUUGUGAAUUGGCUUUGGGCUACAGGAUGUCAUCCAUUUGGACCAUUCUCUAAUUCUUCUCGAGUGAGCGUGAUGCUUCAGGAUGUUGCCCUGAGAAGCACAAUAUAUGCACAAGUGGACUCUGCUUUACGAAUAAUUCGGGAUACAUCAGAGCUUGUCCAGUCUUUUGCUGCAGAGCAUCUCAAAACUCCUCUUGGUGAACCAGUGAAAGGCUCGAAAAACAAGUCCAACACUGAGCUUUGGCUGGAAAAAUUCUAUAAGAAAAUAACCAACUUGCCAGAGCCUUUCCCUCAUGAGUUAGUAGAACGCUUAGAAGAAUAUCUAGAUAAACUCGAAGAACAACUGGUUGAUUUAUCGGCUUUGCUUUAUGAUCAUCGGCUGGAGGAAGCAUAUCACAAUAGUUCUGAGAUACUCCAAAGCACUUUCUUCACUCAGAGAUAUGUUGAGAGAGUUUUGAUCUCGGAAAAGGACAAAAUGAGAUGUUGCAAAAUUGAGUAUAGUUUCCCAAAACAACAAUCAUCACAAGCUUUUAUCUAUGGAGGGAUUCUUCUGGCUGGAUUUUUGGUAUAUUUCUUGGUUAUCUUCUUCUCUUCACCGGUCCGUUGAUCAUCGGGAAAAAAAAUAAAUGGGGCUCUUCUUGGAAGAUAUUCUUGGAAGGCUUGGGUUCUUUUUAUUCCCCCAAUUGAGCAGAGAUACAAAGUAUGCAACCAGUUCACUAAACUAUAUUUAUGUCAGUGUAGAUUAUUAUAACCAAGUGUUAAUGAAUACAAUGUUCAGAAAAGAUUAGCAUGUGGUCAAUACAUUCCAUGUUAUAAAAAAUUUGGACUGCUAUUGAACCUAUUGAUUUUAGUGUUUCCA